AUGGCAGCGGGUCACGCUGUACUUCAGGCUGUUGUGGACCACAAUUUCUGUUUUACAGAUAUAUAUGUGGGCUGGCCUGGACGCACGCAUGAUGCUCGUGUUCUAUCCAAUUCUCCCAUCUUCAAAAUGGCAGAAGAACAAGGCGGAUACCUGUUUCCUCAUGAGAACUCCAUGUCAGUGAACGGGGUCGAUGUUCCUGUCCAUUUAAUUGGUGAUGCUGCAUAUCCUCUCAAGAACUGGCUUAUGAAGGGUUUCACAAACCACAAUACGCUAACCCCUCAACAACGUCAUUAUAACUAUCGACUGAGUUCAGCACGGAUGGUUGUGGAGAAUGCCUUUGGUCGCCUUAAAGGUCGUUGGAGGUGCUUGCUAAAGCGCAAUGAUGUCGACACUGUUUUGAUGUCGGAUGUUGUUGCUGUGUGUUGUGUUUUGCACAAUAUCUGCGAGAUAAACAAAGAGCAUUUCUUGCCUGACUGGAACAUUACAGAUGUUUUGCAAGAGCCAGAACAAGAUAUGUUUCAGGGGGUGGGAGGGCCUAAUUCACAAGCUAUUCGUGCAGCUAUAAUGACUCUCCUGUAAUCUUGGUACCAUGUUUAUAUGGCAUGAUGAAGCAUUGUUACCCUGAAGCUUUCCGUUGUUUACUUUUUUACUGUUUAUAUGUGUGUGAUAGGAUUGAUGUACAGAAUAAACAUGAUUGAGAACA
Molecule: messenger RNA, 703 nt
Organism: Misgurnus anguillicaudatus (oriental weatherfish)
Lineage: Eukaryota; Metazoa; Chordata; Actinopteri; Cypriniformes; Cobitidae
Source: RefSeq, a predicted model, not a curated record